Molecule: messenger RNA, 35757 nt
Organism: Xyrichtys novacula (pearly razorfish)
Lineage: Eukaryota; Metazoa; Chordata; Actinopteri; Labriformes; Labridae
Source: the annotation of a GenBank genome assembly
CAGUUUUUAUCAAUGCAAACUUGUGGCUGUAACAAUCAAUAAUGAACUGAUCCAAAACUGAUCUGUAAAGGUAAGUAAGGUGAGUCUUUCACUCUCUCUUUUAUUUCAAGGCUUUCAGUCUGAAUUUAGCAGCUUCGCCUGAACUUUAUCUGUGCAGACAGGUGUGUCACUUCCUCCUGUGGCCUGUAGGUGGAGCUGAAGGUCGAGGAUGCUCUCUCUCACUCUCUCUCACACUCUCUCUGGUUGCAUGGUUGCAGCAACAGCUCGCAGGAGGAGAGGAGAGAAGAGAAGAGGAGAAAGAGAGGUUGAGAGAUGGAGGGAUGACAGAAAAAGAUGCAGAGAGAGAAGAAGAGGAGAAAGAGACCGGGUCUACUACACGCGCUCACCUCCCCUCAUGUCUCACCUGGAACGUGUUCAGGAUUUUAACCUCUCUGCUUUUCUGCACAGAGGGGUUUGUUAGAGGAGAGCCGUGACUGGCAUCAUCAACACAUCUGACACACACACACACACACACACACACACACACACACACACACACACACACACACACACACACACACACACACACACACACACACUGAUAGAAAAGGGGAAUGUGUGUGUUGGACUCCUCUGUGAGGGAAAAGGUGAGAGCAGCGUCCACACUCCCACGCACGCGCGGAGCGGACUAACGGAGGAUUUGAGCGUGAGAGGAGCUGCGACUGAUCCGGAUCCGGAGUCGUGACGGUAUGGAGGGGCUCGGCGCGGGGCUCUGCGCGGGGCUCGGGGCCCGGCGGCCUGGCAGGAUAUGGUGCAGCUGGAGGGUCGUGUUCUUGCUCAGCAGCGUGUGUUUCCACGGGUACCUGAGCUCGCUGUUGGACUGCCCGCCCACCUGCUCAUGCUCCCCCGCGGAGAUCUUCUGUAACCGGUCGGACAGCAGCAGCUUGUUCCCGCUGCUUACCUUCCAGGGCUCCGGGAGCUCCAACAGCAGCCCGAGCAUCGAGGACCUCUUCCAGAACAUCUCCUCCAUGUGAGUCUGCUGGUUAACGUGUCUCUGUGUUUCAGUGUGAGACUGUGAGAGUGUCUCACAAUUCAGGCUGUGAUCAGUUUCCAAGUGUGUGUGUUUAUUUAGGGUUCAUAUUAGUAUGCAGGAUGAUUUCAUAUUUCUGUGAUAAAGUGAAUCUUUGUGGAGCCAGUGGAGGCCUGACUAGUCUGACUGAAGUCUGAGUAGGUCUGAGGCUGUGGGGUCUCCUCAGAGUUGAACAGAAAACUGGCCAGAGAGAAGCUUUACAGACAGCACAGAGGAGCACAGGUCCACUGGAGGAUUUGAUAAAGAUGAAUACAUAUUAAUAAACAUUAAUACACACCAUAACCUAUUCAUAUAUAGAAUAUCUCAGAUUGAUAUGUUUAAUAUUGACUAAGCCUUAGGUCAGAGGGACAGCAGACAUAGAGCCUCACUGUUAGUCAACCUCACUGCAUGCUUCUAUUUUCUUUUAUUUUGAUUUACUUUAUUUUUCUUGAUUUGAUUCGAUUUCGUGAAUAAAUCAGUCACAGCGCCAUGGUUACAGAGUGGCAGAGACUCCAACAGCUUCAUGAUGAUCUCACCACUGCUUUAUGAUUUUUUAUCAGAGAUUUAAAUAGAAAGAGUUCAUUCAGAACAAACACAUUAUGUCAUGGUGUUUACAGCUUAUCAUUUAGACUCCCAAGCUGAGCAGCGUGGUGGUGCAGUGGUUAGCUGUGUGACUGCACAGAAGAAAUGUUCACGGUUUGAGCUCUGUUCGCUGUCCUCUACCACUGUCUAACCAUAUUCUGGUUAGGUUGGCUAGAUUAUUAGCUUGGUUUAUUAGUUAGCUCAAUUAACCCAAAGUAAGGUUCAUUGAUUUGGUUGACUUUAGACUGUGCCUGUCAGUGAGCUGACAAUAAUAACAAUAAUCCAUCCAUCCAUUUUCUACUGCUUAUCCCAUUGAGGGGUCGCUGGGUGGCUGUAGCCUAUCCCAGCAUCUUGGGGCGUAGGCAGGGGACACCCUGGACAAGUCGGCAGUUCAUCACAGGGCUGACAUAUAGACGAACAACCAUCCACACUCAUGCCUACAGGCAGUUUAAAGUGACCAAUUAACCUAACCCCACUUUUGCAUGUUUUGGGGAUGUGGGAGGAAAGCGGAUUACACAGAUACAGGGUGAACAUGUAAACUCCACACAGAAACGCCCUGACCCGGAUUCGAGCCCAGGACCUUCUUGCUGUGAGGCGACAGUGCUAACCACUCCUACACUGUGCCGCCCAUAAUAACAACAACAAUAAUAAUAAUAAUAAUAAAAAUAAAAAUAAUAGAUGUUGUCAGUUCUAUGUAAUGUUGAUCAGAUUAUUACGAACACAGAGUUAAGGGAUGGACGGAGGGAUGGAUUAAGGGGUGUGGAGGUUAAAAUAACCUGGCUAGAGCUGCAGAUCUGGGGCGUCCCGCUGCGUGAGACAGAGAGCAGCUCAAACUAAACACACGAAUAUACAAAACAUGACUCAGGGCCUUAUAAACAUAGAGUCUGAACCUCUAAAGACAGGUGUCCACUGAAAGAGCCCAAAUACAAAGACAAAGAUAGGCUUCAUAGCGACAUUUUUUUACUAAUACUAAUGACAAACAAACUUUUAUUUUGGAGUUUUAGUUUUAACUCUUUUCACACAGACUGAAAUCAUCUCAUCACACUCGGAGACUAACAGACGUGGGGGUCUGUCAGAGCUGAGGAUAAGGUCUACAGGUUGGCAUGUUUGGAGUGCACUGGUGUCUCACUGCUAAGCCCAAAAUGAACAAUGGUUUAAUUCAUUUAGGAGCUGUAUGUGCAAAUGCUGUUGCAUGAAACAUAGACCCCUGGAUAUCAGCAAGAAAUAGGAAUGAUCUCAGAAUAAUUUUUCACCAAAGUGUCACUGAUUUUUUGAUGCACCCCUGCAUAUUAAUAACAGUGUAACGAUGCUAUGCAUUAAAUAAUAACCCUCCUGUUAGGUGAAUAAAAAUACAUAAAAUUAGUAUGGUUUUAAAACAAACAAAGAACCAAAAAACAAAUGACCCUUCUGACAUAAUUUUAAAUGUUUAAUUGUCUAAUAAGUAAUAAUCAUGUCAGUGUGUGUAAUCAGGUCAGUGAGAGUAAGGUCACCUUCAGUCAAACAUGAAAAAAAAGGUCCCUGUCCUCUUUCUCUGAACUCACUCAUCAAAUAUUCAAUAACAUUAGUUACAUUAUAACCAAUGUGACACACCACAUCAUGUCAGAAGGAGAGAGAGAGAGAGAGAGAGAGAGAGAGGGAGAGAGAGGGCAUGUGUGUGUGUCUGUGUCAGUGUGGGUGUGUGAGUUGAACACAGCACCAAUAUAACAUACAUGCUGUAACUAUAACUAUGCUAUGCAAAGACCCAGGAGCUGUCCACUCUGCUUGUCCACUCUGUCUUUGUCCUCUCUGUGUGGGUCCACUCCAUGUUUGUCCCCUCUCUGUUUCCAGUCUCUGUGUCCACUGCCUGUGGUUGUCCACUCUGUGUGUGUCCCCUUUUCGUGUUUCAUAUCUGUGUUCACUCUGUGUUUGUUCACUCUGUUUGUCCACUCUUUGUGUGUGUACUCUGUGUCCACUCUGUUUGUCCACUUUGUUUGUCUCAUGUAAUUUUUUUUGUGUCCGCUCUGUGUCGAGUCCCUGUUUUCCACCCUGUUUUUUCCACUCUGUGUCCCCUCUGAAUUUCACCAAACUGUUUCCUCAAGUAUGUGUCUACUCUUUGUGAUUGUCUACUCUGUGUCCACUCUGUGUGUCCACCCUUUGUGAUUGUCCACUCUUUAUGAUUGUCCACUCUGUGUGUUUCCACUCUUUUUGUCUCAUUUUAGUCCCCUCUUUGUCUCUCCAUUCUGCAUGUGUCCUCUCUCUGUGUUUGGCCCCUCUGUCUCUCCCUUUGUUUGUUUUUUUUUGUUGUAUUUUUUAUGUUAUCAUUGAAUUGUGUGAUUUAUCUCCUUAUAUUUUCUGUAUUUUGGGGUAUGAACAGUCUUGUUGUUAAAACAGGAAGUUGGACACAGCGAUGGCGUGUUGAUCCACAGAGGGCAGAAUCUGUUAAUGAGACACAUCAAGUCAGCUGAUUGAUGUCCAUGAUGGAUGAGACGUCAAUGUAAAAAUGUUUCAGAUUAUGAAAAUGAAAAUCAGUCAAUAAGCUCCUCAGUAAUUCUGUCUGACUGUAAAUGUCAAUAACUGCCUGCAUUAUGGAUCACACACACGCACGCACACACACACACAUACACACACACACACACACACACACACACACACACACACACACACACACACACUAUAUCUUUAUUUGAAUGAGUGAACAAUGAAUUUGAUGAGGAUGCAGCUGUCAAAGCUCUGUAUGAACACAUCCAUCAUCAGCUGAUUGGUCUUCACAGAGUUCAGGUUAGCUUUUACCGUGGCAACAAGAACGAUUUCAAGCUCUCGUUAAGUAGAAAAAGUUCACAGACUGAGUGAACGAACAGAGACAAACCCAAAAAGGCUGUUUGACCUGUUAGAGUGAGGUCUGCAGUUACAACAAACCACCACAGAGGGCGCCAAACAGACCUACACUGUGAUAGCUGGAUCAAAUAACCUAGUUAAUGAUGAAUUUGUUUGAUACUUUCUGACUUUUCUGACUCUUUUUAUCAGUUUAUUUUAUUAAAGGGGAAUAAAACUGAGGUUUUCAGGUUUUAAUAUGAUCACAAUCUCAUCCUUUUUAGAAAAUGAUUUGAUUCAUUCCAUACUAUUAAAGUUUUCUGUAGAUAUGGUUGAGCUCAUCAGUCUGCUCUAUGGCAGCGGGCUGCAGUCUGACGGUAUUUCUGUUUCUCAUUGGAGGAGGAGGAGGAUUUUGUAGUUUAGCAGUGAAAGCUUCGAGUCCGAGAGAGUGACUCACAGACUCUCCAUUGGAGUUCAUCUGAGAGACUUUAGUUUAUAACUGUCUUUGUUAAUCUGCUAGUCCUAAAUAAACUCAGUGAUAGUUCAGUUUGAGUUUGUUCUGUCUGCCAUUGAGGAGAAGACGGAGGACACCCUGCUGAGACAGCUGUUUCGACCCAGUCACUCAGUUGUCAUCUAUUUAAGAUACAAAACCCUCUAAUGUGUCCUUACAGUUUGACCUGGUGUUCACUAACAGAGUGAACAGGACUUUUCAGAGUUAUGUUCAUUUCUUAUCUGUGUCCAUCAUUCUUCACCAUUAUUAUAAGACCAGCAAACAUUCACUCUGGCUACCCUCCUGUUCUUUUUUUUCCCAGCAUGCAUCACUGCCUGCUCUCUCUCUUAACAGCUGAGUGUGGGAGGUUGCUGCACUGUUUCGGUUCUUUGUGUGUGCGUAUGUGCGCAGAUGUAGCAUGUCUGCAUCAUGUAUGAUUGAAAUGUGUUACCAUGGAGAUGUCUGCUGUCUCUUUAUAAAUCUCUGUUUCUGUGCCAACGUUCCUCUGUUCCUCUGUGUUUGAUGUCAUGGUGUUUGUUUAUUUAUCUGUUUAUAAAGGUAUGACAGAGAAAGAGUUUUUUUCAGAUUGUUCUGUUUCUUUUAGUCCUACAGAUCAUGAACUUCACAUCUUCAAAUAACAACACAUUUAUCGUAUGUGUCUCUGAUAUUGAAAAUCAUUUAAAGCAACAAAACGGGGAAAUUACAAAAGGACAGGUACAGGUGAGCCUCAGAGCAGGUGGAGGGCUAUACCUGUGUAAAAGUGGAGAGUCACACACCUUUGGUUUAAGCUCUAGGUUUAAGGUUCACACCCAUAUACUAAGGACUGUGAACUGUCUUUGUCUGCAGACACAUUGAGAACUGGACGGGGCUGCAGACUCUGAGAGACAUAGACAUGGAGCUGUACUCCGGCCUACAGAGACUGUGAGUACACACACACUAACAUUUACACACACUCACACGCACACCUGAUCAGUCUUUUUCAACAGAAUGAUUAAGAAUAUUAACAGCUUAAAUAAACGUGUCUUUCAGGACCAUCACCAGGAGUAACCUGCGCGCCAUACAGCCACGAGUCUUCUCCAAGAACCCAAACCUACGCUACAUGUGAGUACACACACACACACACACACACACACAUUGUAUUCAGGCUGUCCUUUUGUCUGUGUUUGUCUUCUUUCAACAAUGUCUCAGGUUGUGUCCAUCUGUCAGAGACUAAACUCAGCCCCCUCUUUAGAUCACAGAGUCAUAUCUUUCACUGAACUGUGGAUGAAUCAAACAGCUGUGUACGGUGACUGGUUGCCUGAACUAGCCCCCUCAGCAGAAACGUGCUGCUGAUUCUUGGUGAUUUGUUGUAUUUUUUGGGGCCUUGUGCACAUGUUUUUGAGCAUUUGUGUUUCUUCCUAAGAAUCGUUCAACUUGAUGCCAUUCUUCUGCCCUUAUUUGCCUCUGUGGCUUUAAGACAGAGACAGUAAAAGUUUGUCUGAAGUAAUUCUGAUCAUUCUAGCAACUUAAGUAAGAGCUAGAGGGACUUUCAGGAGCACAGCCAGGUGAGAGGUAAAAACUUCAGGCUGUGUUCAGCUUCAACAACAUAAAACACACGUAUCUUUGAAGGAAAUUGUGGAGCUCUGGGUGUCUUAGUUUUAUCACACCCUCUCUUUAAGAGGGUGGGGUUUAUAAACACCUGUUUCAGCUGGUUGGAUAAAACCUUUUGAUGAAACAUGGAUGAAAAGUCCAACCAGGAUGUUAGGGGAAGGUCCAGCCCUCCUUUGCCUCUGAUUGGCUAGAAGUGCUGGGCUCUGAUUGGUUAUUCCUUAUGGCUGUGAAACAUCUGUUGGGUUAGGGUUAGGAUUAGGGUAAGGGUUGGUGGUUCAGAAGUGCGAUCGUGUUCUGUAAUGUUCUGUUCAAUAUACAGAGCCGACAGCCCGCAUUUGGCUUGAGCGUGUGAUGACAUUUCCUGCUUUUCUAGCCAGUCAGAGGAGAAGGAGGUGGGAUCACGUCCUGGCAGGGUGUUGAUGUUUCUCUUUAAACUAAAGCUUUGUCUCUGUCUUCCAGAAAUCUGUCCAAGAAUCCCAUCACCUCACUGUCCUGGCAGAUCUUUGAACACCUGCCGCUCUUUGAACUGUGAGUACACACACACACACACACACACACUCAGAGGGCUACUGUCCGUGGUGCUGAAUCCUCCGGGCUCACUCUCUUCAGUUCAUACCUGAUAUUCAAGACACCUGUUGGAUUUAACCUGCUCACUUGCAGUGAAUUCAGACAUACUCAAGUGUCUCUUUGUGGGACCAACACGAUUCACAGCCUGAAGGAGAGGAAAACAGCACCACACACUGGACUGAAACCAUAAUCAUUAAUUUCAUUUUAUGAUUUUCUCGGUGAGCCAAGUGAAGUAAAAAUCAGAGUCAGAGGAGGAGAAGGUAAACUUUUUAACUUCUCUCUGUCGACCUAAGUUUGGUUCAUGCUGAAACUAAACGUUAAACACUUUCAGAUUAAUAUUCAGCACAGAUGUAACACACAGCAGCUGUCAGCAGUUCUUAUUUAUGUUUAAUGUUCGCAGACAUAUUUAAAGUGAAAACUGCUCUGAGGGUGAUUCAUCUAUGAUAACACAUCAUAACAUACAGAACGUCAUAAUACAGGAUGAAACACUUAAAUCAAAAUGUUUUAAUUUCACCCUGAGUGAGUACAGUCCUGUGGAAAAUAAUUAGCAGACUGACUUUAUUUAAAAGUGUAGAUAUUACAAAAAUCGAAAUAAUACUACUCUAGUAAACCAAUGAUACAUGCAAAUACACCAGUGAUAAAUUUUAAUGAGAUAAGAAAUAGAAAUUUAGAUGUCAACAUUGAAAAUAAAACAAACAAACAAACAAACAAAUGUUAAAGAUGUAAACAUCAAUACAGCACAUUAAAAGAGACGUUACAAAGUGCUUCACUUGAAACUCACAAUAUAGAAAUAAAACAGGGAAAAAAACAACAACAAGACACAUAAAUAAAAGUGACAACAAAAAUAGGAUCAAAUAUAAUCAAUCAUGGAUCAUUCUGAGCUCUGUGCAGAUAAAUAAAAAAAUAUCAACCUGUCCUGAGAUUUCUGUCCUCCUCUGACUCUGACCAUCUUCUCUGAGUGUCCGCCCGAGCUGCCCAACUCCAUCCUGUCAAACCUUUUAAAAUGUCAUCAAAAAUAAAACGCAGCCUCCAUCAGUCAGAGUAUUCAAAUGUUGAAAACGUCCUCAAGAAGACAUCUGGAAGUUUUUAGACAGAGUCAGUGUAGUUUGGGGACAGAUGAAUGAAUCUGUCUUUUCCCAGUUUGGCACGCUACAGAUUUAUCCAUAAAACCGCUGCACAGACAACUGAGGCCAUUUUUAACUGGUUAAAAAAAGUAAUAUAGUCAAAUUAUUCUACAUGCAAAAUAUCUGUAUAAAAUAUGUCAUCUAUGUCAAUCUAAGAUAUUACCAUCAUUAUCAGAGCAUCGCGCACACACACAAACACGCACAGACACUGUAUGAAGCCGAAACUGCAUGACAUGAUAUGAAAUGAUGAAACAGCAGCAUUAAAAAUACAUCUCCAUCACUCACAGGAUAUUAGGUUUUAAGGUAGCCUAUGACAUAUGCAUGAUAAUAAAUAUAUGUAUGGUGAUAGUCACUCUGUAGUCUCUGAAAACACUGGUGAACACUUCAGCAUGCACUUUGACCAGCGCUGUCAAAGUUUUUACAUCUUCUGCUGCUUGCUCUAGCAGGGAUUCUGACUAUAUCAGAUCCUCUGUGGUCUUAGCAAGCUGCUUAUUCGUGUCAUCAAGUUCUUUUUCUUUUUUGUAAAGAGUUUUAUCAAGUCUUUGAAUCUUGUCUUUGAGAUCAAGAUUUUCUUCAUGACUUAUCAGUGAGGGAAGCUUUGACGCUUCACAUCUGGCACAUCUUUUUCAGAGUGCUGUUUUCUUCUUUUUGCAACCUUUAUCUUUGCUAAAGCGCAUUCCAGCAAAUAUCUUUAUACUCGAGCUGAGAAGACAUCACGACAGGCAUGCGUCUAGUGAGCUCUUUGUCACAAAGUGUCGUGGCUAAGGCUGUUUCCAGUAAGUCAGCCAUUGCAUCCUCCUGAUUGGAGGGUUUGGCUUUUUGAAUCAUAGUCAUGUACUGAGGUAUCAGCUGACUAGUUAAGUUUAUCAACACUGUGUGUAUGUCCCUCAGGGGGUCUCCCUGGCUGGACUCUUUUUUUGUUAGGCAUGUUUGGUUUUGGUGAAGAGGUGCAGGUGGUUGGUUGAUGCGUUUGAGUUGACUUAAAAUGAAAGGAAAAAGCAAAAUAUCAAAUUAAGUGGAUUUAUCGACUUAAUUUGUCAGUGCCUGAUCAAGAGGAAAAGCCUAUCUGAGUAGAUAUCUAAUGGAGAGAAAAAUAACAAAGUUAAAUUCAUUUCAAUGAAAAUUGAAAAAAGGUGAAAUAAUGUAAAUUAAAUUUGACAUCAGAAAUGGAACCAUUGGACAAAAGGAUUAAUUUGUCUCUGUGUUGCAGAGAUCAGCAAAGCUUAAAUAAACUGCCUGGUGCAGUAGGAUGAAUUGGAAAAAUCAAUGAAAUUGUCAAUUUAAGGAAUUAACUCUGAAGUUAAUUCACAAAUUGCAAUAAAUCCAAAGGUUCAACAAAAUUACCAAAGGUGCAAAACUGCAGACAGCCAGCAGGUAGCUCCAUAUGUUUUAGCUUCAUUGUGGAGAAGAUGUGAUGCCAAUCUGGUCUUAUUAUAUAUUAUUAUGAUCUUAUUAUACAAUCUGGUCUUAUUUUGAAAACACCUGAGGAUGGAUGAGUCAGGUAAAGGUGUGUGAGGUGAUCACACUUGUUACAGAUGGACAGGAAAGAAGUGAGUGUGACAACAUGGCUGACAUGUUAUCUCUGAUCUUCCCCUCACCCUGAUCAUUAUCAUUAUUAUUAUUAUUAUUAUUAUUAUUAGUAGUAGUAGUAGUAGUAGUAGUAGUAUUGUUAACAGUGCUGAUAUCGGUCUGUGACUGAAAGAACUGAUGUGUGAACCUGAAAAUAUGAAUUAAAGAAAAUAACAGCAGAGCUCUGAGUACAAACAGUUACAUAAAUACGAUCCCUGAGCUCCAUGAUUCACUCUGUGUGUGUGUGUGUGUGUGUGUGUGUGUGUGUGUGUGUGUGUGUGUGUGUGUGUCUACAGUCACCUGGAGGAGGUGGUGUUCACCUGUGGCUGUGAGAUUCGCUGGUUGCAGCUAUGGCAACAGAGAGGUGAGGCAGGGCUUAGUGGCCAGCAGCUUUACUGCGCUUCUGACUCCAUUAGGAUCUCUCUGCAGGACAUGAACAUCAGCAACUGUGGUGAGACAUACGCACACACUCACACAUUCUCAGUACAUAAGAUAUUUUCACUGACUUAAACCUAGUUUGUGUAUUCAAAAAUAACGCCGCAUUUUAAAAAUUGUAAGUGUUUGUAUUGAGGUUUUAAAGCCUUGUUAGACCCCAGCAGCCUAAAUUCUGCCCCUAGUGGUUAUUUGCUUAAAAACAAUACAAAAAUACAAAUAAGAGGCCUGCCCUGUAAAUAAGAUGCAGAAAAGACACGCUUUUAUGCUCGUGGUCAUAACAGUUCCUAUCAAUUAAAGCUAAGAUGGUUGUGACAGUUAUAAUUAGUAUAAAUCAAACUGAGGUCGUCCUUGGCCUGAAUCAGCAGAGAGACAAUAUUCAGACCAGACAGAGCAACAUAUCAGACCAUUACACCAAAAAAAUGAUUUUUGCCCAAUGACAUGCUUCAAAGAUUUCUAUUUGAUUUUUAGUUUGCAUGAAAUGGGUGAAUGUUUAAACUCUCAACCCCCUUCUCUCUCCGCCCCCCAGACCUCCCUGAGAUCAGUGUAAGUCACAGUAACCUCACUGUGGUCGAGGGUGAUCGAGUUACGGCGAUCUGUAACGGCUCAGGAUCACCUUUACCUGAAGUGGACUGGCUUGUGAACGGCCUGCACUCCAUCAGCGCACAUGAGGUACACACACACACACACACACACACACACACACACACACACACACACACACACACACACACACACACAUUAGGGGACUGAUGACUGAUGACUUAUGGACUGAACAUGCUAUUAACCCCGCUGACACUUGGGUUUGUGCUCACACCUUACAGUCCAAGGCUUUUUUCCAUUUAUCCUAAAGGUUUCCAUGGUAACCAAUAAAACUAAACAUCUCUGACUGUGACCACCAUGUUUUUAUCCAUGCAGACCCAAAGUCUGACUGUACAGAUGAGGACAGCUCUGGGCUCGGUCCAUCAGUCUGUCUUUAGACUUCCUGUCAUGGUUUCCCUGCUGCUGUGUUUCCCCUCUGCCUCUACACUGCCCUCUACUGCUCAUCUCUCUAAAUAAUCAUGGGUCCAUGGAGUAAAUCUGCAGCCUCACACAGAAAGAGAGUGAGGAACAUAGAGGACAAAAAAAAAACUUGCUCAGCACAAACCAUGUGCUGGUUUAGUGUCACAGAGAGCUGAGGGCUUCAUCAGGCAGACGACCUCCAUUUGGAUGAGAGACCCUGCCUAAAGCACGCCACGAUGUGUCAGAGACAUGCUGAGACGUGUGCGUACAGCUGAUUGGACACACUGAGUCUCUAAAAAAUGCAGACAGACAUCUGAUCCAAGUCCAACAUGCUGCACUGUGAUGAACCAUUGACAACACCAGGAAGAGUGUGGGGAAUGGCGAGAAGACAGAGAAUUGUUGCUAAGAACAGUCAUUACCUGGCGAGUGAUGUCAGUGAUUAUCAUCGUUUUAAUGUGCUCAGGUGAACCUCAGAGCUGUCAGUGUAAACUACAGCCAUACAGUCUGUCACAGGUCUGCUGAUCUCACAGUGUAACCAGCUGUCUGCAGGUGGCGCUCCUCACCUGUGGAGUUGUAUGAUUAGUGACACCUGAGACUCACUUAGUGAUGUGUUGUGAAGGAAGCGUCACAUGAGGAUCAUCUCCAGGACAGACUGAGCAGGACAGGAGACAAUCACAGUCCGACUAGAGACUGAAUAGAGCCCCUUCUGGCUCUCUCAGGUGCUUGCACAGGUACUAACAGGUUAGUUCAGCAUACUGUCUGUCUCACCUGACGGCAGGUUAACUAACAGGUGAGCUGAUCAUCAUCUCUUAGAACAUCCCUAUCAUAGUAAACCACAGCAUUAAAACAUCAAGAGGGUCACCUCAGAGUUUCAAAUAGAAGAUCUGACAGACGCUACCUAAACAACGAGGCAUUCAGGAACAGUAGGUUAAAUCCAUGAACACUCAUCUAAAUCUUUGUUUUUUAUUCAAAGACGUUAAGUCACAAUGAGUCUCAAAGAGAUACAGAAAGUCAUAAAGACUCAUAAGGGUCAUAAAAAGUUGAAAAGACUCUAAAAGAGUCAUAAAGACUCUAAAAGUGUAUAAGAAAGUCCAAGAGUCAUUAGUGCCAUAAAGAGUUAAAAAAGGUCUAAAAGAGUUAUGAAGAGCUAUUAAAAGUGAUAUUAUUAAAAAGUUUAAAAGGGUUUUUUAAGGUUGUAAAAAGUCAUAAAGACUUCCAAACAAUCAAAAAGUCCUAAAGCAAUAAAAGGUUUUGUGUUUGCAUGUGUGUGUGUGUGUGUUUGUGUGUAUACAGGCACAAGUGUAUAACAACACAAUCCACUCCAUCAAAAUCACACUGGUCAACGUCAGCAGAGAUGACAACAACUUCCUGUUAACCUGCACUGCCACAAACGUGGUCGGCAUGACCAAUGCCUCAGUACAACUUACUGUGCACUGUGAGUACACACACACACACACACACACACACACACACACACACACACACACACACACACACACACACACACACACACACACACACACACACACACACAGUUGCGCAGAGACAGUUCUGUCCUCAUGUCUGCAGAAUAAUAUCACUGUUUGACAAAACUUAUAAACUCUGUUUUCUCUUUGUGACAAUAUGUGACAUGUAUUUCCUCUCUCCUCUCUCCUGUGUCCUGUCUCCUGUGUCCUCUAUUUUCUCUCCUUUCUCCUCUGUCCUCUCUCUUCUGUCCUCUCUCCUCUCUUCUGUGUCCUCUCUUUUCUCUCCUCUCUCCUUUGUCCUCUCUCUUCUGUCCUCUCUCCUGUGUCCUCUCUUUUCUCUCCUCUCUCCUCUGUCCUCUCUCCUUUAUCUUCUAUCCGUGUCUUCCUCCUCCCUUGUCCUCCUCUCCUCAGUCCCUCCCGUGAUCAUUCGGCUCAGAGAGCCUGAGCGUCGCCAUGACACCUGUAUUGAGUUUACGGUGCGAGGGUCGCCCCACCCAUCCCUGCGCUGGUUCUACCAGGAUGAGGUGCGUUUGAUUUAUCCCUCAGUAUGUCUGUGAAAAGUUUAUCUCCCUCCUGAUUGGUCAGUGUUCAGUUUUCUGUAAAUUGAGCGGACUGCGCACAUUUAUGGUCAAUUUUUGGUCUGUGUGUCGACCUUAGUGAUAGCAGGUGAUGUUAACUCACCAGAAGCUGAAGAUGGCGUGUGAUGACAGUGAAUGACCAAGCUACAAAAUAAACUACAAAAACUGAAAAAUAAAUAUUGCCCAACUUGUUCUCAGACUCUGGGCCUGAUCUACUAAAGUUUGCUAGUACAAAAACAUGCAAACUCGAUAGUACAUGCAAAGCUGAUCUACUAACCGGGUGCACCGAGGAUUGUGUCUGUCAAAUUUUGCAAAACAGCAUGCGCAAUCCAUUUAGCAUGUUUGCCCUCAUGAAUAUUUAAAAUGUAUGUCUUCCCCUGAGAGAGAGAAAGAGAAACUCUUCCCCCCUCAGAAAUAAAAACAAUGGAGUAAUAGUAAUGUAAUGCCAUUUUGGCGCGUCUCCCAGAAUAGGUUUUCUGGUGUUCUGUCCCAAGUGUUGAAUGCUAUUGCUAUGUCACACAGGAUUGGCCAGUAUAUCCAGUUCCUAUGCUCUUGGGACACAGUAAAUGACACAAAACACGGCAGGUCUUGGUUGAGUCUUGGAGGCUGAGUGCUGGAGAGCUUUGGGUCUAAAAGCUUGUGAUUUAUUUCGAUUUUUAUUAAAUUACAAUUUUGAUAAAUAAUGAGGUCAAACAAGAAACAGACAGAACAAUGUAUCUCUUUGUCUCAUUGAUUUAAAAUUCUUUUAAUUUCCUUUUUUUCAUUUCAAAUAUAUUUUGUUGCAUCUGUAAAGCACUUUGAAUUGCCUUGUGUAUAAAUGGUGUUAUACAAAAAGCAUGCCUUGCUUUUUACGCAGUUGCUGGCUUCCCCAAAACGAUAUGUGCAACUCCAUGGCUUCAAACUUCAUUUUUCGGCUACGACUACUCUGCUCUCACAAACUCUCCAUGGUGACAGCUGGUAGCACACGCAAAAUCCUUGUUUGAAGAGGGCGGUCCGCAUCACCUUUGCACCUGUUAUCAAUUGGCAUGCACUGAUAGCAGAUCACCCGCAACACAACCACUAAAAGCAUGUGCAAUUUUUUAAUUUGCACACACAAUUAGCGCCCCUUAUUUGGGAUGUUCAGGCCCUUAGGGUCAGGGCCGAAUCAAGUUAGUCACUUAGUAUGAGACUUAAGUGCAGCUCGAGUCCCAAUUUGAGGCCCCAUCUCUGGUUCACACUUACUUUCUGCUGUGUCAUAGUAUCAUGGUGCUUUAAUUUUUUUCUGCUGUGUCAUAAUAUACCGCUGGUUUAUUCUUUCUGAAGUGUUAUGGUUUCAUGUCUGUUAAAUAUUUUGAAUGUCAUGGUUUCAUGCUGGUUUGAUAUUUUGAGAUGUGUCAUGAUUUUAUGCUGGGUUGUUGUUUUUUGCUUUGUCAUGGUUCCCCCUCGGUUUACAUGUAAACUAACCCGUGUCUUGUUUCUCUUUCAGGAGAUCAUGCACACAGAGUAUGUGCGUCCUGACAUGGAUAGUUAUCAGGAUUACAUCGAGGGUUGCCUCACUUUUAAAAACCCGACUCAUCAUAAUAAUGGGAACUACACUCUGGAGGCCACAAACUACUUAGGAGCUGCCAGCAGCACAGUGUACGGACACUUCCUAGAUAAACCAUUCGACGGUGGGUUCACAAAAUGAAAACUUGCUUACUUUGAGUCAUAUGAGAGGAUUUAAUAGAUUCAAAUGUUUUAAGUUGUUUCGAGAUAAGAAUAAAACAGCUCAGCUUUACAUUAACAUGAAGGGUAGCUUGUUUGCUCACCUGUAUAACCUGUAGCUCUCCUGUGUGACUUGUGGAUCACUUGUAUGAGUGCUGGUAACGUUGCAAUUUCAGUAUGACGGCCAAGCGACAUGGACAGCUUGAUCUGAGGGAUAAUGAAUACAAUAGUUAUCUUUGUGCUUUAGCAACAAUAAAAUGGGUACACAACUGGUUUCCCACCAUGUGCACUGUCAUCAGAAUGAAAUAUCUGUGCCAAACGAUAAAAUCCUCCAACCCUCCUGAUUUUUUUCGUAAUUUGACUACUGAGCUCACCUGUCUUGUUUUCUCUGCCCCUCUCAGGUUCUGAUGGAGAUUAUGAUUAUGGUGAGUGUUUUUGCUUCUUAGGGGGUUAAAUGACAGAACAGUGGCAGUCUGAUGUUGCGAUCACACCAAGCGCAACAAAAAUCACCUACAUGCUAAAUUUGCGCAUGUCUGGAUGCACACAUGUUGUAUAUUUUCUGGCUUGAUUCGUGCAAAUGACACUCUUAAUUUGGGUGUUUGUAUUGUGUCUGUAGAAUAUCCUAACAUCCUAACACAUGUGAUUGCAAGAGAGGAGACAGAGAGAGAGAAGGGGUUCUCGCAUGUCAAGUCUAUUUACAUCAAACAUAGCAGAUUUUAAACACAUUGUAAGGAUCUGUUGAGUUUAAACAUCUUACCAGCUAAUCAAACUUCCUCACUCUCUUUCCUCCAGCUGAGCUCUUUUUUACUUCUGUCUCAGGAUCACAGAAAAGUUGUAUUCUACAGCCCAGUUGGCUGCAUGUAAUUCACUUGCACGAUGAAUUUACUUGAGUUUGGUGUGAACACGACAUAAGUUGAUCUCUAACUCUGAGAAUGAAGUGCUACCUCUGACACACAGAGGAAUUAUUACCUGUAUAACCUGACUCAGAUGGAUUAUUAGCUGUAUUUAUUAUCUGACUCAGAAGAAUGGUUUUAGAGAUCUAAAUAUCUUUGUUUUUGUCUUUUAGUGACCCAGCCCACAGAGACCUUCCACAAGGAAGAAAACCCUGGGGUGAGUCUUCAUCAGAUAUUACAGAACUUGGUGUAAAUUAUCUCAAUUGAAUUUAAACACAUUUAAACAUGCUUUCACUGAUUAAUGGUAGUUGUCUGCUCUGGGAUAAUAAAGAGGAUCUUUGAAUUGGUCCGACCAGCAGUUCCAUGUUUUUUAUGAUCUCUGAGGUUAAGCUGAUGAAAGUUUAGGCUGUCUGAAGAUGUGUCAGAGCCUCAGUUUUUACUCAUUAUAAAAGUGUAGCUCUGAGUUUAAUGACAAAUAUCACCCUCUAUCCUUUCUUCUCCUUUCACUCUCCUACUCUCUCCUUCCUCCCUCUUCUCUCCUCUUCCCCCCUACUCUCUCCUUCCACCCUCCUCUCUCCUCGUACUCCCCUCUCCCUCCUGUUUCCUCUCUCCUCUCCCUCAGGUGUCCAUCGCUGUGGGUCUGUCAGGCGUUGCCUGUGUGAUGCUGGUAGUCUUCUUCCUGCUCUUUAACAAAUAUGGCCGCCGCUCAAAGUUUGGAAUGAAGGGUAAGAAGAUGUUGAGUUGUUUGUGUUUAUUAUUCUUGAAUUUAGAAUUUUGGUUUCUUUCUACUGUCUACAUGACAGUAGGAAGAUUUUGUGUGCAAUCACAGCUGCUGGUGCAUUUUAGCAGCUGCUACACACCGACUGCUGCUCUGACAUUAACACAUGUAUUUAUUAUUAACAAACAGUGAUCAGUGUUCAUGCUAAAAUACAUUUAUAGAGCACUGACAUAUGUGUCUGCACACCCACAGGGGCCUGUGUGCAAAUAUGUAUGUACGUGUCAGUUUAACUAUGAGAAUAAAAUGGUCUGAAGGAAACAUAGUCAGGAAAUUAUACUGUACUGAUAUAAAAACAAAAACACUCACACACACCAGUCUUGGGGGUACACACAAAGAAACAGCAGAUCAACCAUCUGUUGAUCAGAUCCAUCUGUUCACUUAGUGCUGUUCAUAUUACUGCCUGCAAGGCACACACACACACACACACGCACGCACGCACGCACACACACACACACACACACACAUACAGAUUAAAAGCACUGAUAUGAAGCUGAGACAAGGAGGGGUGAUUUAAUUUUGUUUCUAUAAAUCAUCAUUUUUUUAAUCAGAUAAUUUCACUCCCUGCUGCCUGUCUGCCAAAAUAGGGUUUUAUUUACUUAGACAGUAGAGUGUGUGUGUGUGUAUGGGUUUGUGUGUGUCCAUAGGUUUGAGAUGAAAUAAAGGGGUCUAAAAACACAACAUGAGACUUUAUCAGUCAUCUUGUCCAAAGAAUAACAGAAAAAGACUGAGAGAUCCAACAACAGGAGAAGAGAGAGAGGGAGGACCAGAGAGAGAGAGGACAAGAGAGAAGAAGGAUGAGACAGAGAAAGAGAGAUGAUGAUGAUGAGAGAGAAGACGCUGAUAUUCCUGACCCUUUCUGAGAGUGUGACACAAACCAUCUGUUGUUUGACUCAGAACACCCUGAACCCUCAGGGCUGCCCUUUUAUUCUCUCUCUCUCUCUCUCUCUCUCUCUCUCUCUCUCUCUCUCUCCCUCUCUCUCUCUCUCUCUCUCACACACACACACACACACACACACACACACACACACACACACACACACACACACACACACACACACACACACACACACACACACACACACACACACACACACAUAUCUGUAGAAUAAAAGUCACCUGACUUGAUGUUAUGGCUCUUAGUUGUUUUACUCAGGAUUGUUUGUUCUGCAAUUUCUUACAUGUUUCCUGUUUUUCUGUCUGCUGUUCACUCUGCUGUCUGAGGGAGAAAGACUAACCAACAUUUAUUACAGCAUAAUUUCCAAACUCUCAAGUAGUUAGACGAAAUAUGAAGUAGUUAGAGAAACAACUAAACAGAUAAAAAGUUGUGUAAUAUUAAGAAACAGCUGGAGGAACAUCGCUCACUUCUGACGUGAAUUUCCAACAGGUUUGUAACAUGGCUGGGUAUAAAAAAGGACAUUUCAGAGAGGCUGAGUCUCUCAGAAGGAAAGAUGGAAAGAGGUUCACCACUCUGUGAGAGACUGUGUGAGCUAAUAGUUCAACAGUUUCAGAAAAAUGUUCCAGAGUGUCAAAUGUGAAAGAAUGAGUGGAUUUUGUCAUCUACAGUCCAUAAUAUCAUUAAAAGAUUUGGAGAAUAUGGAGAAAUCUUUGUACUAAAGGGACAAGGACUAAAACCAAGACUGGUUUGCAGAUCUGAUGAUAUGGGGAUUAUCAGGUCCAUUUCAUGGGUAUCUUCCACAUCUGUAAAGGCUCCAUUAAUGCUGAACAAUAUCUACAGGUUUAGGAGCAACAUCUGCUGACAGCUUGGCUCUGUAGUUAAAGAGUCCUGACUUGUCCCCCAUUUAAAACAUUUGAAGCAGGUUGGAUUUAGCUGUUUGAUCAUUUAGAGGAGUGUUUAGAGUGUAAUAUGAAUCAGACCAAUCCAAGUGUCUGCUCUCAGUCCUGUUAAGAGUCAGGCGAUCCUGUAGACUGGGGCUUUACCAUUUACACAGCAGAUUUGAGCUUUUCCACUAAAAUAAAAUCUGUUUAGCUAACUAUUCAUGAACUCUAAAUCAGGAUAACAGAACAAGUUUAGAUCCCUUUCUCUAGUUACCCUUCGCUUGAUCCUUUAUCCUUAAGCACGAGUCUUAUUAAAGUCUUGUUCUGCCUCUUAUUUACUGAUCUGAAUAUUUAUUUCAUUAAGUUUAGAGGGUUACUGGAUGUUAGAGUCAUUAUGUUUCAUUUCAUUUACUGUAUUUGUACCUUUAAUGCAUGUGACAAAUAAAUUAAAUUAAAUCAAACUGAAUUAUUCAGACAAAUUAUACAUUUACAGUAUCUCCGGGAAAAGAGGAUGACCAAAAAUAUACUGACUAAAAUAUCAGAGAGGAUGAGAUGAGGCACACAGAUAUCUGCUAAGUACUAGUCAGUAAAUGUCUGUGUCAUGAUGAAUCAGUUUAUAUCAGUUUAAUGGUUUCAGUCAGAUUUAUCAGCUCUAACAUGUUUCUGAUUCACCGGAGGAAAAAAGCUUUUAGAGAAUUUAAUCCAAUGUAGACUUCCUGUUUCUAUUUUAAUACAGCAGCAUACUCUCCUGUGUGUGUGUGUGUGUGUGUGUGUGUGUGUGUGUGUGUGUGUGUGUGUGUGUGUGUGUGUGUGUGUGUGUGUGUGUGUGUGUGUGUGUGUGUGUGUGUGACUGAUCUAAACUCUGUAUGAAUGUUUUCUUCUCAAACCAUCAUUCACCUACAGGCAGAUAAAUUAUUUCUGUAUAUUCAUGAGGACUUGUUAAACACACACACACACACACAAAUGUGUGUAUUAUUAUUAUUUUUAUAACAAAGCACAAUUUUAAAUGAAACAGCGAUUGAGACCGCAGAUACAUAGAUUACAAACACCCACAUACACAUGUGCACUGAACUUGCUUCGAUUUUGAGGGUAUUUUCUUACAUCCUUAAUCUGGAUAUAUUCCAUGCGCACACAACUUUAUAUUUAAAUGAACUUUGUCAUUAAAGACCUCUUACAAACAAACAAAAUCCAUCCAUAAAUUCUGUAACUUAAGACAAGAGUGCCUUUGUCAUUUAGACAUCGAGAACAUACGUCUGGGAUACAGGGGUUACAUUCUCAUCAACCGUUUAAUUUGAAGUAAUUCCAAUCUUGUUUUGAUUGUUACGAUUGUCCCACAUAUGUGUAAAGUUCAGCUAGUGUGGGCUCUUUAGUAUGUACCACCAAUAUGCUUGUUAAUAAUUAUAUUUUUAAGAAAAGCGUUUCAGUGUUUCAGUAUCUAAAAGUAUGGAUAUGUACUUAAUCGUGAAUCUGGAAUGAAGUAUUGCUCAUUGUUUACCCAGAUUGUAGGUUUUUUUAAAUGAAAAUAUUGUAAUGCUGAUGUCAGGUGGGCAGCUGUUUAAUAUCAUCUGAGAUCGGGGAGUUGAAGUCCUCCCCUCUCAUAGGGCAUAUAUGAUAGUUUAAGGUGAAGCCUGGCCUUUCUAUUACUCCAAAUGAAUUGACCAACUAACUUGUUGAGAUUGUUGUGAAAUGUAUUUGGUAAUGGAAAUGGGAGUGCUUGAAAAAAUAAAAUUGUUCGAAUGGUCGUUUUUAUUAUAUUUAUUUGUCCAAUCAUAGAUACUGGUAAAUUGGACCACUGAUUUGGUGCCUCUCUCACUUCGUUAAUCAGGUGGUCAUAAUUUGCUGGAACUAUUUGUUGAAGUUCAGGUGUGAUUUUGAUACGUAUUUGAUAAGUAUUUAAAACUGUCAGUGGUUUUCAGAAAAGAAGUAUUAAUGACAGGAUUUUGUCUUUCUUCCUGACUGAGAAACAUUAUAUUAAUGUAGCAUUAUUGGUUGUAAAACCAAAGACCCCCCCCCCCCCCCAAAAAAAAAAAAAAAAAAAAAAAUUCAAUUAAUCUUACCAAGUUUGGGAAAGGAAGACUAUAAUGUCAUCUACAAAGAUGAUGUGGUGAUCUAUUGUAAUACCUGUUUAUCCUGAAUGCGGUCUUACUCUUUUACACACAAGUGGUACAGAGUGAUACAGAACUAAAAUAGAAUAGAACAGAAUUGAGUAAAAUAGAGCAAUAUAAUAGAAUUGAAUAGAAAAGAAAAGAAAAUAGUGGAUUCGAAUACUAAAUAAAAUAAGACAUAAUUGGGUAAAAUAUAGUGGAAUAGAAUCAAAAAUGAUAGAACAUCAAGUGAUCAUGCUCUGAUUUCAUUCCAUCUAUACAUUUUUUUAUCUAAGUAGUCACAGGCAGAUGUAGAAAAGAAAAAGACAUUAUCAGAGCAGCAGAUCAGCUGUUCCUUUAAACAGGAUUCUGACUGGUCAGCUGGUGAAGAAGCUUAUCUUUGCUUUCUGUGUCCUCCUCUCAAUAACUCUAUGUCCCUUUCUGUUUUCUAAUUCUCUCUCGCUCUGUUUCUGUCUGUCCAUCAGGACCGGUGGCGGUUAUCAGUGGGGAGGAAGACUCUGCGAGUCCUCUUCAUCAUGUGAACCACGGGAUCAUCAGUCCGUGCACAUUGGACGGAGGAGCAGACGCUGUGGUGAUCGGGAUGACAAGGAUCCCCGUCAUCGAGAACCCACAAUACUUCAGACAUGUACCCAACUGUAACAAACCCACUACCUGUAAGAGUAUACACACACACACACACACACACACAUAGAGUGUGUAGCUGUAGUCUAAUGUGACUGGGUCUUCAUUUCCUCUCUUGGGGGGGGAUUGGGGUCAAUCAAACUCACAAACAAAUCUGAGGUCCUCCCUCUGAGCUUGUUUUUCACCUGCAGGUUUUUUCUAGAGCUCACAGUCAGACCAAACAUUACCCUUCUCCUCGACACUAUGUGGAGGCAGUCACUGGCAGCAAAGGCAACAGUCCAAACCACAUAUUGCAUGCAGUAUAAAACAGUUGGACUUUGAAAAAGGAGAUUUAUCACCAUGUGGUGAAGUAUUGGAUGACCUUCCAGAGUACUUAUUUCGUGCCACUGCGCAGGGUAGUGCAGUCUGUGCAGUGGUAAUUUAGAGCAGCGCAUCCCUGUGAGCACCCAAUUUGGUAAAUUGGGGGACCAAGGUGCACCGAGAAGCGCCAAGAUGGGCGUGGUAGCACAGUAGGAGAAGGGGUCGACAGGAUCAGCUCGCGCAUUGACAAUUUUAUGCCCGGCGGUGCAGAGAUGGCGCCAAAAGCUCACAGAUUCCAACCUGGUUAGCUUUCAGCGCAGGCGGAGCGCAGCUGGUCAAGUGGUAAAUUGGUAAACUGGCACAUCAGUGUGACACAGGACAGACGCUUAUGUCUUCGGGGACAUAUUGAAACUUGACAUCAUAAUGAGCUUUCUUACAAGCAUUGCAAUCGGCUACCGCACACAUUUGUCCCACCAUCGUCCUCUCUACUUCUAGGAGUGUGGCCUGCAGAACAGAGUCUGAACCUGCUGUUUUGGUCUGCCAGAGGUUGACAGCGAUAUGGAUGCAGUAAUACUCAGAAAUGCAAUUUUGCUCUUAGUUUUCUCAAGAUAUGUCAUCUAGCACUAGAAAAAUGGGUCUCUAGAUCAGUCAGAAUAAAGUUAUAGAGAUGGGAUGGAGACAGAAAUAAAUAGUUUGAUAAUAGGUUUGAUGUUAGAUUGUCCUCAGGAUGAGGACAGACGGGAGACCACAGACCUCUGAUGAGUUUUAUCAUAAUUCAGUACCUUUAUUUUAACCCACAAACUCAGUCUGCUAGUGCAGAGAAAGGUCUGAAAUGAUGUUCAACAAUCAGCUGACUGUGAGGAUAAUUAGAUUUAAGUCAGUGUGUUUUAUGGAGAAGGAAAAGAACCGGACAGAAAGACAUCUUUAAUGUUUUUAAACUGCUAACUUGAAGAUGCUAACUGUCUUCCUUCUCUGACUCUCAGAUGUUCAGCACAUUAAGCGCAGAGACAUCGUCCUGAAGAGAGAGCUUGGUGAAGGCGCAUUCGGAAAGGUGUUUUUGGCCGAGUGUUAUAAUCUCAGCCCCACCAAGGACAAGAUGCUGGUUGCAGUCAAGGUCAGUUCAAGGUCACAGGUCAAAGGCAGAGCUCUUCCUGUCUCACUGCUCCUUCGCCUUUUUUCACAGUGACCAUUCAGUCUGUUUGAAAUUGAUCUGUGUGCUUUAAAUCUAAUUUUAUAUGAAAGAAUAUUAAAGACAGAAACGGUGAAAGGAAAACAGCAGCAGGUUUACUGAGGAGACUUCAGACCAGGAAGGGCAGACACCAGGAGGAACACAGAAAGAGAGAACAAGAGAGAGAGGGAGGAGAGUCUGCAGGAGGUCAACUUUGAGAGAAAAGCUGCAGUUUUUUAAACAAAUCAAAUCAAAUCAAACUAGAAAUAGAGCUGUGCAAACAGAAGAGAGUCAGUAGUCAUGAGAAGAGGAGCUCUGAGAGGAAAGGGGCUGAGAUGGAGAUGCAGAUGGAUAAGGGGUUACCAUGGUAACAUCUCUGUUACAAAAAGGAAUAUGAGUGUUUUGUUCCACUAUAUUGAAGAGGACUAUCUUUUCAUAAUAAGCAGCCAUUGUCUUUGUCUCUUUGACCCACCUAAGCUCCUCUGAUAGCAACAAACAACCAGACUGAAGCAGCAGAGGACAGAGACAAUGAUCAAGAGACAAGGAGAUAUUAUAAUGAUGAAGGGAGACAGAGAUAGCGCCCCAUAUUUGAGAUCUUAGUAGAUCAGGCCCUAAGAGUGGACUUCAUUCACAUUCAUAAACUCACACUUUAACCUGUUGUGGGUUUUUUUGAACAGAGUGUAUAAACCUUAAAAAUGUGAUCUUAACAUUUAAACCCCCGUCUCUCUGUCUCUGUUUGUCCGUCAGACUCUGAAGGACCCAACUCUGGCAGCUAGGAAGGAUUUCCAGCGAGAAGCGGAGCUGCUGACCAACCUGCAGCACGAACACAUUGUUAAGUUUUAUGGUGUGUGCGUGGACGGAGAUCCGCUCAUCAUGGUGUUCGAGUACAUGAAACACGGAGACCUUAACAAGUUCCUCAGGUCAGCCUCACUUUCCUCCAUAUCCUCUAUCCUUCUUACCACCUUCUACCCCCCUCCUGCUUCUUCUUGUGAUCUGAAGGUAACUCCCUGUUAUCUGUUUUCCCUAUUUCUGCCCACCUACUCUUCCUGCUACCUUUACAACCCGCCUCCACCCCAGAUCCUCCUUUUUAUGUUGUCUGAUUUUACCUGAAUCUCAUGCACUGGCACUGAUGCUGUUGUAUUCUGAUCUCUGGUGGUCUUUACUGUUGCUCUUCCUGGCUUGGCUUUUUAUGUAUGCACAAACAAAGACUUUGUCAUUCUACAUAAAAGGGCAGAGAGCUCCCAGAACUGACCCAAACCAACUAUAAAAUAAAAAUUCACUUUGACUGAAAUACUUUUGUUGAUAAGGUAAUAACAGUUUGUAUUUUUCACCAUCUUCAGUGGAUGUAGAUUGUCCCUUUUAGAAGAGCUGAUGUGGGGCUGAGGCUGUGGUACUUGUUACAGUAGUUGCUAUUUUAACUCUUAGCCAUGAUCCUUUGCUGCAUGUUAUCCCCCAUCUUUCUACUCACUACAAGAUAUAAUAACAAAGGUGAUAUUUCAUCCUCCACAGCAGCACUGUGUUUGAGAGCAGAGAAAUGUGAGCUCAGAGUCUGACCGCGGCAGAGCUUCAUAUAAUGAGAUCAUGUGAUCAGAGUUUAUUUGUCAGCCUGAUGUCUGCAGAUUCAAUCAGAGAGAUCUAAUUUACUCUGAAUGAGUGAAAAGCUUCACUGUGUAAUGAAAUGAGGAGCUCUGUUAUCUCUCCACUUCAUUACAGCGCUCACACUGUUUAUUAUUCAAGCUUUUUCAAAUCUUCUGACUGAUCCAAUAAACAGGAUCGGAGCCCCUUCUUAACCAGUUACAGGUUAGUUUUACUCCAUGGACAUAUAUCUUUCAGGGUCGAGCUCGAUGCGUAGAAAUACAAUGUUUCCCAGUAUCUGGCACAUAGCUGUAGUUUGUAGUUUCAUUUUGUCAUUAUGAGCCAGAAUGAGUCUGUCUGAAUGGGUUUUAUGAGCUGAUAACAAUUAUUCAUGAUAAAAGCUGAAUUUGCUGUGGCAGCAGAAUCAGCACAACUUAGAAACAGACGGUAAAUUUAAGUUGUUUUCACAUUUGAAAAUCAAAAAUAUCCACAAAUGCUGUUAAUUCACUGCAGCCUGUGUGACUACAGAUAAUGAGCGCUGAGAUUUCCUGACUUCCCUGAAUGUAUCAGAAAUCAUGGAUCUGACCUCUUUUUUUUUCUUUUGAGACAUGAGACUACAGACAAUUGAAUUUCCUUCAGGAAUCAAUAAAGUUCUCCUCCUCCUUCUUGUUGUUGUUGUUGUUCUUCUUCUUCUUUAGACUCUCCACAUACAGACUAUUAUGUCUCCAGAUCAGUGUUUGUGUUUGUCUCCUCUGUCUAGUUACUGUUUUUUGUCUCCUCACCCUGAUCCUCUUUGUGUCUCUGUCCUCAGAGCUCAUGGGCCCGACGCCAUGAUCCUGGUGGACGGACAGCCUCUGCAGACAAACGGGGAGCUGGGUCUGUCUCAGAUGCUGCACAUUGCCAGUCAGAUUGCAGGGGGGAUGAUCUAUUUGGCAUCUCAGCACUUUGUGCAUCGUGACCUGGCCACCCGGAACUGUUUGGUGGGGAACGGCCUGCUGGUGAAGAUCGGAGACUUUGGCAUGUCCAGAGACAUUUACAGCACAGACUACUACAGGGUGAGGAAAUGGGUGUUAUUUUAUUAUCUAUCUAUCAAGACGGAGAAACCCAAGUAUAGUUUAUAUCAUUAAUGUCAAAUAAAAGGGACCUGGGGUUUUCAGUUCAUGGACGGCCAAAAAAACCAAAAAGUUAAACAGAAGAGAACAACAGAGAGAGAUAUCAGAGAAAACACUGAUGGAUGUAACUGAUAUAAAUGAUGGAUGCAACCUGGAUGAAAUUGUUCAGGCUGAGAUUUUAAGUCUUACUUACUGAAACUUACUGAAACUUACUGAACCAAACUUUCUGUUUGGUGUGUGUGUGUGUCGUCCAGGUUGGGGGUCACACAAUGCUGCCUAUCCGUUGGAUGCCUCCAGAGAGCAUCAUGUACAGGAAGUUCACCACAGAGAGUGACGUGUGGAGCUUCGGGGUCAUCCUGUGGGAGAUCUUCACAUACGGCAAACAGCCGUGGUUUCAACUUGCCAACAACGAGGUACACUCUGUUUUUUUUCUCUCUCACACCCUCCACCUCACUGUAAUAUUUGACUUAACCCCGUCAGGUGGUGAUUGGCUGACUCCUGAUGUUGUUAUGUUUUUGGUUCAGACUGUGUUGUAAUGUCGACUGAAGCCUCUCAGUCUGUAUCUGCACAUCAUCUGUACUGUAUCAAGCUUCGUCUCUGAUUCGCACUCCUCCUCACAGCCUCUGCAGACAAACUCUGUGUUUCACUGUCUGUAAAUCUGCUGUUUGAACAAAUAAACUAUGAAGGACUGCAGCUACUCAUACUACUCAACAUAAUUACUAACAAACAUAAUUGACAGAUUAUUAAAGUUUACAUCUGUAUGAACAGAGUGAGAGUUGGGCGCUGAUAGUUUUGCAGAUUAAGCAUGCCACUAUAGGAGGUUAUAAUCUUUGUCACAGCAAAGUCCCUUAGCUGCAUGCCUCCCCCUCUCUCUUCCUGUCUCUGUUCAACUGUCCCGUUUAAAAAAGGCAAAAAUGCCCAAAAAUAAAACUUAAAAAAACAAAAAGAAAGCAGACUUAAACUUCAUAUUUCCUGUGACCACCUCUGUGAGUUAACAAAGCUUUACUUCAGACACUCAGGACGUCAUGUGGUGUUUACCUGUGUGUGUGUCUCUGUAGGUGAUCGAGUGCAUCACUCAGGGCCGGGUCCUAGAGCGGCCCAGACUGUGUCCCAAAGAAGUCUACGACAUGAUGCUGGGCUGCUGGCAGAGAGAGCCACAGCAGCGCCUGAACAUUAAAGACAUCCAGAAGAUGCUGUUCACCCUCAUGAAGUCCACACCUGUCUACCUGGACAUACUGGGAUAGACGGGGACAGGACAGAAUGGACCUGUUUCAGGUGGAACUGGAUGAGGACAUGGAUUGAAUUACCCUGGAGCUACAGUCUGGACUCGUGUGGAUUAGGACUUGACCCUGUAUCUGACUUGGAGUCAAAGAUUAGGACUGAUAUGAGGGUAAGGACUGAUCUAAUUGCAGACAGGACUGUAGUGAUCUGGAUCAGUCUGCACAGGGUGUCUUUAAGCUGGGUAGUCUGGUCUGGACUCAUGUGGUACAGUCUCACCUGUUGGACAAAGCCAUGACUAGGGACUGUAUUUGGGGUGUGGGUUUUCAAAACUGGACUGACUUGGUCUGGUCUGGUUUGGUACCAGUGUUUCCUUACCUAUGCAUCUUCAUUUCACCCUGAACUUGUUCAGAGCUGGUUCUGGUUCUGGUUGGGUAUCAGUCCUAGUGGAGUCUGAUCCAGCCUAGUAGGUUUGGACUGAGUUUAGCUUUAGUCCUCAUUAUCCUGCAUCACACUGAUCCCAUCCUCAUUUGUCUUAUAGCAGUCUCUUUGCAAGUCCGGUCCAGGUUUAGAUCAGUCUCACACAGCUAACCAUGAUGGACUGGAGCCAUGUGAGAUGAAGGUUCAGGGGGGUCUGCUGUAGUCUCACAUGGAGAGCUUUUUGAGCCAAACUACAUGUGACCCCUCGUGUAGACCACCAUAGAGUUCAUGUGAGUUAUCCUGUAUCAUUCUGGACCGUGAUGGCAACUCUCAAGAGCUAAACAGGUGAACAUGAACCGUAGUCUUAGCAGUAGCACGAGGUUUAGGAUUUCAGAGUGAAGCCUGGUCCAUGUUUGUCUCCAGCUCAGUACUACUCUGACUGUCGAACCUGCAGGUUUCAGAGACUCAUUUAUCAACUACAAUAAUCUGAACCUGUCCGCUAACAUUAGCUUCAGACUGCCAUCUUUCUUACUGACGCUGAAGCUGCUUUGCUCAGAGUUUGUACCAUUUUUAACUCAGUGUUUCAUUUGAGGAACACUGACAGGUAUACACGGCUAAAUUCACUGAUAGGAUUCUGGCUGCUUGUUGCACUAUGAAUUGAGCAGAUUCACAAACUGAAGUCUGCUGAUAUUGGAACUCAAACACGUCCUGGUGUAGAGUCCACGUACAGUGGAUGAGCUGAUGAAGAGGAAAGACACUUUAAUGAAGGACGUUUCUGACAAAUGUGACACAGAUUCACUCUUCCUUCUGAAAAUUUCUCUCUAAAGCAAAGCAUCAGGAGCAGCUCAUCCACAUUAAAAAAAUCACAACAGACUGUCUCCACAUGUGGACUUAAAGUGCAUACAUGCUGAGUCUGAGCCUCAGACUGAUUUAACCCUUAACUGUAAUGGUAACCGUAAUGUCAGUAUGAUAUGAGCAGAUUUUAUGGGCAGAUGUUUUAUUGUGAACAGAUGGAGAGCUUAAGCGUGACAUACCUUGUAAACACUGUGGUGUAGUCUCCGUCAGUUUACCAGCUUGUGUUUUUAAUUUAAAUAAUCUUUUUCAUAAUCUCUGAAUGGUGGGCAUUAAUAAUCUCUCAUAAGACAGAAAUCUGCUGCAUGAUGAGGCGGGGGAGGCUCUGCAGGUGUGUCUCACCUGAGCAUCAUCUGAACUGUUGAGAUCAGAAUUUAACUGAUACAGACAAGAAAGAGGAGGCCGACCUGCUGAGGUACAGACUGACACAUCUCAGACAGGUAUCACUGAGCAGGUAGAUGAGGUUGAUGUUCGGGUCACAUCAUCACGGUCGACUGACAUCACUCAUUCAAACUCUUCAUUCAUACAUUCAGGCAACGUGAUAAACAGCCUGAGAUCUUUAGUAUUCACCCACUGACAGUCUUCAUCCAUCCAUCCAUCCAUCCAUCCAUCCAUCCAUCCAUCCCAGGUCCUUAAUCUGUCACUCUCCACUGUCUCACCUGGUCCUGACCUCAGAUGAGUCCAGACCCCGUGGUCCUGGUCCUGUAAGCAUCUGGGUCAUAAAGAUGGACCGAAGUGCCUCCUUCUUAUUUCUAAACUAUGAGAACCACAAACUAAACUUUCAGAUAAACAAAGAGCACUUUUACACUUUCUUUACCUGAACACAAGCUGCAGACGCUUUUUCUUACAGACCAACAGACAAAUGAAAAGACAGAGAGACAAACAGACAGAAAAACAAUCAAACAGACAGAAUAACCGUCAGACAAAAAAACAAAACAAAAAGAGAGACAGACAAACAAACAAACAAACAAACAAACAAAAAACAAACAAACAAACACACAAACAAACAAACAAACAAACAAACAGAUGACCAAAUAGACAAACAAACAAAUGGACACAAUGACAAACAAACAGACAAACAGACAGACAGACAGACAAACAAACCAACAGACAGAUGACCAAAUAGACACACAAACAAAUGGACAUAAUGACAAACAAACAGACAAACAAACAAAAAGAGAGACAAACAGACAGACAGAUGAACAAACAUAUGGAUAAACACACAAAAAACAAACAGACGAAUGAACAAACAAUCAGACAAACUAACAGUCUGACAAACAGAUGAACAAACAGACACACAGACAGAUUGACCAACAAACAAACCAUCAGACAAACAGAGAGAAAAACCUACCUUCAGCACUCUGAAUUGCAAAAACACAGAAACAUGAACAAAGUGAUCAAAAUUGAAAAUUAAAAAAAAAAAAGAGAAAACAUAAAAAAAAUAAAAAAACUUUUCUACCUUUCCUGAUGGAUGAGCGUUAGACUCUUGGAGGUGAAAAUUUUUGGUUUUUGGAUAGAAUAAUUUUUAUAUUUUUAAUUUAUUUUGUUUGUAAACAAAGGGUGGGUCUCUGCCACGCUUCAAAGCCAUCAAAAUUACCUGACACUGUCCUUUACACAAGUGAAACGGGUAACCUGGAGAAACACUGGGAUCCUCGUCUUCUACAGGGUAGCCCUGAUAACUCACCUGGAUCAGGUGGUGAACAGCUGUUUGGACACAGACAGGAUGAGGACAGAGCGUCCCGUGGACGGAGGGACAGUGUUUCAGGGUUACCUGUUAAUGAAUGUACAUACUGUAAAUCUGACAGACAGGUAUUAUUUAAUCAUCCUCCAGGUGUGCAGUUAUACAGAUGUGUUUAGUUUAAAUGAAGGUAAAUUAGACGUGGAUGAUUUCACCUUUAGUUGGUCAUGUGACAUGGUGUCUCAAAAUGGACAGUAUGGAGGACAUCUGUGAUGUUACAGAACAGAGACUACUGAACCGUUCAGAGUCCAAGUACUGAAUCCACAUGUAAAGUGAUCCAAAAUUAAUCCAUGUCAAUCCAAAUUACCAGGUUAAUCCAGUUCACCAGUUUAACACCUAAUACAGGUUAAUCCAGAUCUAAAAAGUACACUUCAAACCACACACUUUUCCAAAAUCCACUCACACUGACAGAUCCUCUGGUUUCAGAUAAUUCAUGUGUAUAAGGCUAUUUGGUGAAAUAUUUAGAGUAAUAAUCUUCAGUUUUUCCACUAACCUGAUUUUUCAUUAAUCUCUUGAACUUUAAACUUUUAGUCUCAGGUUCGUCCGCCUGUCAACUCGAUCAGUGAGACCAGAAUGUAAAACCACCCUCACAAGCUGACCAUUUCUGUUUCUGUUUCUGAACAUCUGUUUGUGAAUACCUGUCAGUGAACAUUUGUUCCUAAAAGUUUCUGAAUGUCAAUGAACGUCUGUUUCUGUUUGUUUCUGAGUGUCAGUUGUUGAAAGUCUGUUUCUGAAGGUUUGAGAGGUUAAGGAAAGCAUCAGUGAGAGCAGCUUUAUAUAAACAUUUAUCACUGUAAGGGACAGUGACCAUCACUGUGCUCCAAGUUUAGAGGACAUUUUUAGGGCCUGUGUCCACUGACUGUGUUUCUGUGAAUGCAGCCGCAGCUGUCUUAACAAACUCAAAAAUAUCUGAAUCUUAACGCUUAGUAGGUUUAAGAGGGAGCAAAAGACACUGUCCUCACUCAAAGCAAAAGACACUGUCCUCAGCUUUAGGUAAGACACUGUCCUCUUUUUAAGGUAGAGACACUAUCCUUAGUUUUAGUAAAGACACUGUCCUCACUCUGAGUUAAAGACACUGUUCUCAGUUUUGAGUGAAGACUCUGCCCUCUGUUUUAAGUAAAGACACUGAACUUUGUUUAAAGUAAGGUCACUGUCCUCAAUUUCAAAUAAAGACACGUCCUCAGUUUUAGGUAAAGACACUGUCCUCAGUCUGAGUUAAUAACACUGUCCUCACUCUGAGUCAAAGACACUGUCUUCUGUUUUAGGUGAGGACACUGUCCUCAGUCUAAGAUAAGGACAGUGUCCUCAGUGUAAGUCAAAGACACUGUCCUCAGUUUUAGGUAAAGACUCUGACUUUUAGUCAAAGACAUUGUCCUCAGUUUUAGGUAAAGACAUUGUGCUCAGUUUUUGGCAGAGACACUGUCAUCUGUUUUAAGUAUAGACACUGUCCGCUGUUUUAGGUAGGACACUGUCCUUACUUUGUGUAAAAGACACUUUCCUCACUCUUAGUCAAAGACACUGUCCUCACUCUGAGUCAAAGACAAUGUUCUUACUUUUAGUCAAAGAUACUGUUUUCACUUUGAGUUAAAGACACUUUUCUUUGUUUUAAGUAAAGAUACUGUCCUCUUUUUUAAGUAAAGACAAACAUUUAACCCACUGCUCUGACUGAUGCACAGACGUCCUCAGAGCUGAAUGUGCUAAACCCAGCCUUUAACUUUUUCUGUCUGUUAUUGAACACUCAGAUAUUUGUAAAGAUUUCUGUCUGUCCGUGCUCACAGUGUCAUGUUUCUACUUUUCUAAUCUACUGUUAUUAUUAUUUAGAAGCAUCAUUGUCCCCUCUACAUAAACCUGUCAUUAACUGUUCUUAUUAUCAUACUUAUCUAAUCUGACUGUCCCAUAUACUCAUUUCUCUGUCUUGCAUCAUGUUUAUAUUCCAUAUUUAAAAUGAAUGUGUUAUGGCAGCAUUACACAAAGAUUAGACCUCUCUCUCUCUCUCUCUCUCUCUCUCUCUAUCGCUCUGUCUCUCUCUCUCUCUCUCUUUCUCUCUUUCUCUCUCUCUCUCGCUCUCUCUCUCUCUCUCUCCGUAGUGUGUUGUGUAUCUGCCUCCAUGCAGUCAUGUAAACCUCCCUGUGUAAUGGAUACUUUAAUCUUAUAGACGGUGUUUGUAGAGAGCUGAGAUGUGAUGAACUUUGAGUGUGUGGUUCUAAAUCAUUAAAGUUUCUCCAUCUUCAAACACUCCUCUCUACUUUCUUUACAGAAAAACUAAAUAAAAUCACCAACUGUAGGCUACUUCAUUUACAACGGCUAUAACAUCAAGGUCAAGUGGCUAUCAAGAAUAAGUAUCAACAGAUUGUGAUGUUUUGGAAACCAUUAAAAGUCUAAACUUAGCUAAUAACUGUGCAGAAAUGUUAUUGUCAAAUGAAAGGAACUGUUUAUUUUAAAUUUACUGUCAGCACCAAAAAGAACUAGAAAGCCUGAGAGAACUUUAGUAUUCACCCACUGACAGUCUUCAUCCAUCCAUCCAUCCAUCCAUCCAUCCAUCCAUCCAUCCCAGGUCCUUAAUCUGUCACUCUCCACUGUCUCACCUGGUCCUGACCUCAGAUGAGUCCAGACCCCGUGGUCCUGGUCCUGUAAGCAUCUGGGUCAUAAAGAUGGACCGAAGUGCCUCCUUCUUAUUUCUAAACUAUGAGAACCACAAACUAAACUUUCAGAUAAACAAAGAGCACUUUUACACUUUCUUUACCUGAACACAAGCUGCAGACGCUUUUUCUUACAGACCAACAGACAAAUGAAAAGACAGAGAGACAAACAGACAGAAAAACAAUCAAACAGACAGAAUAACCGUCAGACAAAAAAACAAAACAAAAAGAGAGACAGACAAACAAACAAACAAACAAACAAACAAAAAACAAACAAACAAACACACAAACAAACAAACAAACAAACAAACAGAUGACCAAAUAGACAAACAAACAAAUGGACACAAUGACAAACAAACAGACAAACAGACAGACAGACAGACAAACAAACCAACAGACAGAUGACCAAAUAGACACACAAACAAAUGGACAUAAUGACAAACAAACAGACAAACAAACAAAAAGAGAGACAAACAGACAGACAGAUGAACAAACAUAUGGAUAAACACACAAAAAACAAACAGACGAAUGAACAAACAAUCAGACAAACUAACAGUCUGACAAACAGAUGAACAAACAGACACACAGACAGAUUGACCAACAAACAAACCAUCAGACAAACAGAGAGAAAAACCUACCUUCAGCACUCUGAAUUGCAAAAACACAGAAACAUGAACAAAGUGAUCAAAAUUGAAAAUUAAAAAAAAAAAAAGAGAAAACAUAAAAAAAAUAAAAAAACUUUUCUACCUUUCCUGAUGGAUGAGCGUUAGACUCUUGGAGGUGAAAAUUUUUGGUUUUUGGAUAGAAUAAUUUUUAUAUUUUUAAUUUAUUUUGUUUGUAAACAAAGGGUGGGUCUCUGCCACGCUUCAAAGCCAUCAAAAUUACCUGACACUGUCCUUUACACAAGUGAAACGGGUAACCUGGAGAAACACUGGGAUCCUCGUCUUCUACAGGGUAGCCCUGAUAACUCACCUGGAUCAGGUGGUGAACAGCUGUUUGGACACAGACAGGAUGAGGACAGAGCGUCCCGUGGACGGAGGGACAGUGUUUCAGGGUUACCUGUUAAUGAAUGUACAUACUGUAAAUCUGACAGACAGGUAUUAUUUAAUCAUCCUCCAGGUGUGCAGUUAUACAGAUGUGUUUAGUUUAAAUGAAGGUAAAUUAGACGUGGAUGAUUUCACCUUUAGUUGGUCAUGUGACAUGGUGUCUCAAAAUGGACAGUAUGGAGGACAUCUGUGAUGUUACAGAACAGAGACUACUGAACCGUUCAGAGUCCAAGUACUGAAUCCACAUGUAAAGUGAUCCAAAAUUAAUCCAUGUCAAUCCAAAUUACCAGGUUAAUCCAGUUCACCAGUUUAACACCUAAUACAGGUUAAUCCAGAUCUAAAAAGUACACUUCAAACCACACACUUUUCCAAAAUCCACUCACACUGACAGAUCCUCUGGUUUCAGAUAAUUCAUGUGUAUAAGGCUAUUUGGUGAAAUAUUUAGAGUAAUAAUCUUCAGUUUUUCCACUAACCUGAUUUUUCAUUAAUCUCUUGAACUUUAAACUUUUAGUCUCAGGUUCGUCCGCCUGUCAACUCGAUCAGUGAGACCAGAAUGUAAAACCACCCUCACAAGCUGACCAUUUCUGUUUCUGUUUCUGAACAUCUGUUUGUGAAUACCUGUCAGUGAACAUUUGUUCCUAAAAGUUUCUGAAUGUCAAUGAACGUCUGUUUCUGUUUGUUUCUGAGUGUCAGUUGUUGAAAGUCUGUUUCUGAAGGUUUGAGAGGUUAAGGAAAGCAUCAGUGAGAGCAGCUUUAUAUAAACAUUUAUCACUGUAAGGGACAGUGACCAUCACUGUGCUCCAAGUUUAGAGGACAUUUUUAGGGCCUGUGUCCACUGACUGUGUUUCUGUGAAUGCAGCCGCAGCUGUCUUAACAAACUCAAAAAUAUCUGAAUCUUAACGCUUAGUAGGUUUAAGAGGGAGCAAAAGACACUGUCCUCACUCAAAGCAAAAGACACUGUCCUCAGCUUUAGGUAAGACACUGUCCUCUUUUUAAGGUAGAGACACUAUCCUUAGUUUUAGUAAAGACACUGUCCUCACUCUGAGUUAAAGACACUGUUCUCAGUUUUGAGUGAAGACUCUGCCCUCUGUUUUAAGUAAAGACACUGAACUUUGUUUAAAGUAAGGUCACUGUCCUCAAUUUCAAAUAAAGACACGUCCUCAGUUUUAGGUAAAGACACUGUCCUCAGUCUGAGUUAAUAACACUGUCCUCACUCUGAGUCAAAGACACUGUCUUCUGUUUUAGGUGAGGACACUGUCCUCAGUCUAAGAUAAGGACAGUGUCCUCAGUGUAAGUCAAAGACACUGUCCUCAGUUUUAGGUAAAGACUCUGACUUUUAGUCAAAGACAUUGUCCUCAGUUUUAGGUAAAGACAUUGUGCUCAGUUUUUGGCAGAGACACUGUCAUCUGUUUUAAGUAUAGACACUGUCCGCUGUUUUAGGUAGGACACUGUCCUUACUUUGUGUAAAAGACACUUUCCUCACUCUUAGUCAAAGACACUGUCCUCACUCUGAGUCAAAGACAAUGUUCUUACUUUUAGUCAAAGAUACUGUUUUCACUUUGAGUUAAAGACACUUUUCUUUGUUUUAAGUAAAGAUACUGUCCUCUUUUUUAAGUAAAGACAAACAUUUAACCCACUGCUCUGACUGAUGCACAGACGUCCUCAGAGCUGAAUGUGCUAAACCCAGCCUUUAACUUUUUCUGUCUGUUAUUGAACACUCAGAUAUUUGUAAAGAUUUCUGUCUGUCCGUGCUCACAGUGUCAUGUUUCUACUUUUCUAAUCUACUGUUAUUAUUAUUUAGAAGCAUCAUUGUCCCCUCUACAUAAACCUGUCAUUAACUGUUCUUAUUAUCAUACUUAUCUAAUCUGACUGUCCCAUAUACUCAUUUCUCUGUCUUGCAUCAUGUUUAUAUUCCAUAUUUAAAAUGAAUGUGUUAUGGCAGCAUUACACAAAGAUUAGACCUCUCUCUCUCUCUCUCUCUAUCGCUCUGUCUCUCUCUCUCUCUCUUUCUCUCUUUCUCUCUCUCUCUCGCUCUCUCUCUCUCUCUCUCUCUCCGUAGUGUGUUGUGUAUCUGCCUCCAUGCAGUCAUGUAAACCUCCCUGUGUAAUGGAUACUUUAAUCUUAUAGACGGUGUUUGUAGAGAGCUGAGAUGUGAUGAACUUUGAGUGUGUGGUUCUAAAUCAUUAAAGUUUCUCCAUCUUCAAACACUCCUCUCUACUUUCUUUACAGAAAAACUAAAUAAAAUCACCAACUGUAGGCUACUUCAUUUACAACGGCUAUAACAUCAAGGUCAAGUGGCUAUCAAGAAUAAGUAUCAACAGAUUGUGAUGUUUUGGAAACCAUUAAAAGUCUAAACUUAGCUAAUAACUGUGCAGAAAUGUUAUUGUCAAAUGAAAGGAACUGUUUAUUUUAAAUUUACUGUCAGCACCAAAAAGAACUAGAAAAGCACUCGGAGAGUGCAGACCUCCGCCAAGCAUAUAUUGUGAUUCACACCAAAAUUUUCAGUGUUACGUGUCUUUUAUUAACUUUUAUUUGUGUUUAAACUGGUAUGUUCACUGUUCAUAAUGUUCCUAAAACAAGAAAUGCCCUGACCCA